UGUUAUCCGACCCUCCGCUAAUUUCUCAAAAACUAAUUUGAAAAUUUAUGUUUGGGGCUGCCAUUGGCUGAAGCACUAAUCAGGCGUUGGAGCGGAAUACUAAAUGAAGUUACUAAAAAGUAUCUUCUCGACUUUGACGUUGGAUUCGCUUGAGGGACUUUGGAUUGUUUGGGUUGCGAGUUGAAGUUUGAUUGAAGUUUGAUCAUUGUGGAUUAGAAAGCUAGGUUUGUUGGAGUAUCAGUGAAGCAGGCCAAUAACGAUUCAUUGUCACUUCGAGGAACGUUUUCAAAUCGUAGAGUUUAUGUUUUUGUGUACAUCAUCACUUGCCAAUUUCACAACUUCGAAUUCUAAUGAGGGAUUUUAUCUCGAUUUGCGAUAUUGAGGACAUUUGGAAUCUUUGAAUUUUGCUGUGUUAUCGUUUCAAAUGUUCAGACCGAGGAUAACCAUGAAAAACUGGUUUGGUAUCUCACCAAAGAUUGAAGACCAUUGUUUGGGAUUUCUGAAAUUCCCAGACUCGCGUGAUUCAUCCAGCAUGCCCGACUCGCCCUCAGAUGCUGUGACCACAGUGACAUCAUCAAAUAUAUCGCCAGUGACGUCAGUACCUCCGGUAUCGCUCAUCAACCGACCAAACUCAGCCGUCAGCCUGACUGGUAUGAACGGUAACCAUUCGCCCCACAACGGCAUGAAUGGACGGACCCCCUCACCGCCCUCUAUGGGCAACAGUACAUCUAGUCAACAGCUACCGCCGGCAUGCGGGGCGCGGCAGCUCAGCAAGUUAAAGCGAUUUCUGACCACGUUGCAGCAGUUUGGAUCGGAUAUAUCACCAGAAAUCGGUGACAGAGUUCGCACACUAGUCUUAGGUCUUGUGAAUUCUCAUUUAUCAAUUGAGGAAUUCCAUGCGAAACUUCAGGAAGCGACCAACUUCCCUCUUAGGCCAUUUGUUAUACCAUUUCUAAAGGCCAACCUUCCUUUGUUACAGCGUGAGUUACUGCACUGUGCAAGAAUGGCUAAACAAACUCCACAGCAGUAUCUCGCUCACAAUGAACACAUAUUAUUUGAUACGUCUCACACGCCCGUGGAAUCUCAGGAAAUAUUAGGUUCAGAAUUGAACGAGAAUGGCAAGCGACCAUCUCCUGAUAGGCCAAAGGAUUCAGAACGGGACAGUCACAUGGAUGUGCUUCACCCAGCCAAAAGACAUCAUUCAAUGAGCCCAGGCAGUAACAACAGAAUAAGUCCGACUGCACCGGGAAAUUUCAAUAACUAUGGUCCAAUCAGAUUAGAGGAUAUCAGUUUAACGCGGGAAUUACGGGAACGGGAAAGGAUGGAGCGGGAGCGGUUAGAGCGGGAAAGAAUGGAGAGAGAACGAGAACGACACUAUAGCAGUAGCAGCAGUUAUAAUAAUUAUCCCCGGGACACGCCAUUCGAUCAUUUGGACCGAUCGGAUGAUGAAUGGAAGCAAGUAGAAAAUAUGCUGCAUUGCAUUAUGGGUAUGGUUGACAAAACUAAGCGUGCUCUCGCAGUCCUGCAGGAGCGGAGCAACCGGGACCGAGAGGAGCUCGCCGUGUGGAUGAGGCGGCACUCAGAAGGUUUAGACCAUGACAUGAAGAAACGCACCAGUGAAAUGAUGGUGUCCUCGUUACGACAGACAGAGGAUCGCGUAUCUGAGGUGAAGAGACGAGCAGUGGCCGGUCAACUAAUGGUAGUGGGUGCUGAUCUUACAGAGGAAGCCGUCAAUGAGGUUAAGCGCCAGGCUGUGUGUGAGCUCCAGAAAGCAGUCGCUGCGGCUGAGCAGAAGGCAAAUGAGUUGGUGUCCGCAGAGAAGCUGAAGAUGGAGCGAAGUCUGGCCGAUAUCCGUAAAACAACACGAGAGGAAGUGUUGAACAUGGUCAACUCACAAGAAGAAUCAAGUGAGAGUUGUUGGAACUGUGGAAGAAAGGCCAAUGAAACGUGCAGUGGAUGUAACGUGGCACGAUACUGUGGAUCGUUCUGCCAACAUAAGGACUGGGAGAACCACCAUCGUGUUUGUGGCCAACAGACGCAAGUGACACGUGAGGCGCAGGCCGCAGCGGUGACUGCGGCAGCCAAUCAGCAACCGGGAGCAGCAACAGCUCCACGCACCUCGCCGCCACCGCAAGUCUCAUCACAAGUGGACCGUUCCUCCAAUACGCCCCCUAUUUCUAGUCCAGCCAACUCAGUGACCUCGGUCGCUUCAGCCUCUAAGUCGGGGUCAAGGUCGAACUCUCCUUCCUCAAAAAGUAAUUCAUAGGAUUCGUUAUUGUUCAACAGAAAGUGUUGUGUUUUGGACUUGUUUGUAUGUGCUAAUUUAUUGUGUGAUGAUGAACAUGGGGUUAACUCAAGAUACUGACUCAUUUCAAAUUUAAAGUUGCUCUUGUGUGACAAGGGGACGACAUCAAAUGGCCGUGCAGUUAGGUCUGUGUGAAGGCACUGGACUGAACAUUGUACCAUCCCAUGGGCUGGUCAGUGCCUCCUUGGCUGGGGUGGGGGCCACAAGAGCUGAGUAUGUGAUAGGAACUGUAGCCUGGUUGACAGCAAGUGGAUGUGCAGUCGAGGAAUCGUGUGGCUGGUCAUCAUCAGUGCGCGUUGUAGUGUAAGAUUCUGCACGAUUAAAGACAUUGAUAUAUUGUACACUGGUCUAUACCUACCUUUACGAACGAAAAUAUUGUAACAAGGUGACCUUAAAUAGGCAGCUCUCAGACUCAUAUCCCAUGGUAAAAUGACAAUAUUGAGCUUCUUUUUACUAGUCAUAGUGAAUUAUUUUCACUGUAGAGAAUCGCAAUUAGAGGUGGUUUUGAGUUAAGUUAACAAGAAGGUACUGUGCUCCGAUACUGUAUGAUAUAUUGAAUUUUCUAAAAAAACCUUGAAUUUGAAGAGAAAUUAACCAAUUUGAAAUGAAUUUAGAUUUUUCAUCCUGAGCAGGGACACUGUAAGCAUUUGCCCAGAUGAAACCAUUUAGGAACAUGGGAAUGUUUUCUACUGUCUUCGAGUCUGAUGAUAACACUACAGACUGCAGAUUGGAUCAUGUAAGCUCUUGUUAUUUUCAAGCAGUGAUUUGACUUUUUAAUCAUAGAUGGCGCAGUGGCAGUUUUCUCAUCCACAGUUUGUUGUCUAUGAUUAUUCUUAGAAUUUAUUGUCCUUUUUAGAAAUAUUUCUAUCUGUGACUUUUAGGAAAAUUAUGGGUGCCAUAUUUGUCAUGGAUGUGUCUGUAUAGGAGUGGUUCUCAUGUUGGUCAAUAGGUGGUGUUAGUCUAAUUGCCUAAGAAAUAAUUCUCCUGAAAAAGUGUGUUCUAAUUAUUUCUUGGGACUCGGCGAUAUAUGAUAUUAAUUUUAUAGGAAUCAUUUCCACACUGGCAAAAAAUUCCAAUGUAUAAUCAAUUCAUAUUCAGGUCUCAGGAUUUGUUUUAGUACCAAAAUAUUCACCUCAAAAAACACUUUACAGCAAGUCUCAAAACGAUUAAGUUUGAUUGUAAGUUAGAUUGAUCGUAAGGUGAAUAGAUGGCAGCGCAGCAUAGCCAUGACCUGCAUCAUCCUCUUCACUAAGUAUUUCACCUAAAUCAUUCUCCACAGUGCAAAUAAAACGUCAAUUUCACAUAAUCUCUAAAACGGGUUACUCAAAUUUUUCGCAAAGUAUGCAUUUUUCACAUUUUCUCUCCACAUUAUAUAUAAGGUGUUGUUGAAUGGGAGAAGGUUUGGGGCUUUGAUGUGUGUCUACUGUCCUCGGCUCGGCAAAACUUGACACCAGCAAGUGGCGAAGGGCGCUUAUACAGGGUGUAGCCAAAAAGAGUGCCUAACUUAGUCAUUCCCAGAAUCUCGCGUUGGAGUUGUAUGUGGUAGGCCUUAUCACAUUGCUUCAUUGGAGUAAAUGGCCUAUUGCCAACUUCAGUGAUUCACGUCAUUACCAUUUACUUGGGAAAUUGGAUAAAGUGAUUUUACGUUCAUUCUGUGACACCCUGUACACCGACAGCUGAAAUUGAAGUUGGAAUGCUUCUAAUCUCCACUAAGUGUGCGUGUGCUUAACUUUUUAUGUAAUAUAUUGUACAGAAAUUCUAAAUGUGCCUUCCCCAGGUUCACCAGUGUGGCUCGUGCACAAGUAUAGAUUGUAAAAAUAUGGUUGAUUCUGGUGAGCCUGUGGUGGGAUUGACUUUAUAUGUGUUUGAAGUAAUGUGUAGACUUGUGUUGUGUAAGUAAUGGUACACAGCUACUUUUGAAUUGUUGUGAAAGUAUGCCCUUGUUAAUUACACAGUGCCACCAAGUGAUGGGAAGAGUGACUAAAUAUUUGUGUGGGACAAAUCUAGGGAGUUAAAAGAUUGGGUGAAAUAUGACAAUAAAAGAUAAAUUUGGAUCAGACCUGGAGACAAGAUGUGACAUUGUCUUCAGAGACAAGAUGUGACAUUGUCUUCAAAAGGCUUCAAAGAUGUAAGCAAUACUAAAUAUGCCACCUGUAAGAAAUUCCUGUCUGAUAAAAACCUGGAUUACAUUAAAAACAUUUCUAUGGGUAGGGGUUGUUGUUAUCUAAAGUUAGUUCAAGCAAACAAUUUGUUGGUAACCUAAGCAGUGUGUAAGUGCACUGUUCCUAUAACUCUUGCCUCAAAAUGGCUUAAUUUGCUUUACCAAUGUGUUUUUGGAAAUUACCAACACUUCUUGGAAACCUCAUACUGGUGGUAUGUAAUUGACCAGGGUUGACUUGCCCUACUUGUCUAGUUAGUGAGGUAGAAGCUCACCAGGUUGUGCAGCUGAAGACCAUAUGUUGACCACAUGCAUACUGUACACAUGUAGAAGGUCUUGUACUAGAGAUUGUAUGUCAACUUGGUGUGGUACAGAUGGUAGUGUUAUCAUGAACACUUUCAUGCCUAGAAUCUUGAUCAAAAUAAUUCUGUGAGAGCCCCGUAAUGAGCUGCCACUUGCCAUAUUGAGAUGACAAAAUCCAUUCUUCUUUCAAAAAUGCUUGAUUGAUAAUUUGUAAAGAAGAUUCUCUUGAAUGAAAUUUAGAAGAAAAGGAUCUUGUGGCGUGGUCUGUCCAAUGUUAUCUGAAGUUUUUUCUUUCCUGUGCUUUGAUGGAUUUUGGGUUUGAAAGUGAUAAUCGUGGUGUGAAUAAAGAAGAUGUAUGUAUAUGGUCAAAGUAUUUUCAAUAAAAUAUUGAAAGGUA
Molecule: messenger RNA, 5163 nt
Organism: Lineus longissimus
Lineage: Eukaryota; Metazoa; Nemertea; Pilidiophora; Heteronemertea; Lineidae
Product: protein CBFA2T1-like
Exons: 10
Coding region: 425-2266 (613 amino acids)
Biological process (GO): negative regulation of DNA-templated transcription; DNA-templated transcription
Cellular component (GO): nucleus
Molecular function (GO): transcription corepressor activity
Source: RefSeq, a predicted model, not a curated record